AUGCUUUCGACAUUCCUGACUGCCUGCUCGCUUCUGAGCGCAGCAUUGGCGACUCCAUGGGGCUACAAUCAAGGAGGCGCGCCAUAUGGAGGCCCAGCGCCUCAGAGAGGGGGUGCACCAGGCCCGCAGCCCCCAACUCCCCCACCUGAUACCAAUAUCUUCAACAACGUAACCGUGUUUGCGCCUCCGGCAAGCUGGCCCAAUCACGGUGGUAGUUACGCCCGCUCGGUCCUCCUCAACCAGGACUGCGAGCAGGGUACGCCGACGUUGCUUGCAACGGCAGCGUACAGUCCGCCCGAUGGAGUCUACUUCAUCAUCUACAAAAGCACCGACUAUGGUCAGACGUGGACCAACAUCUCAAAAGCAUACUUCAACGGCAACUCUAGCCUGAGCGGCGGCAUUAUCUUACAACCUUUCCUGUACGAGCUUGCUCAACCUUUCGGAAAAUACAAACCUGGGACUGUUCUUUUGAGUGGCAACCUGAUACCGGGCGAUUUUGCCAGCACCAACAUACAGCUCUACGCUAGCGAAGACAAGGGGAUCACAUGGGAGUUCGUGUCAAACGUCGCUGUGGGCGGGCCCCCGAACACAGAUAACGGGGCCCCGUGUGUGUGGGAGCCGUUCAUUUUGGCUUACGACAAUCUGCUUAAUGUCUACUACUCGGACCAGCGCGAUCCCAGCUAUGGGCAGAAGCUUGCUCACCAGUCAAGUACGGAUCUUACCGAAUGGGGACCUGUCGUCAACGAUGUAGCUUAUGCCAACUACACGCUGCGGCCCGGCAUGAUCACCAUGGCUCAGAUCGGCAACGGGUCCUGGAUGUGCUCGUAUGAGGUUGGUCUUUGGACGGAUGCUGCUGGAAGCAACGAGAGCGCGCCUUAUGCCACUCAUUACAAGAUUGCCGACUCCCCGCUCGACUUCGGCAGCGUGGGCGACAACCUUCUUCGGACUAACACCGGUGGUGUCUCAAGCGCUGGGCCAUAUACCGUCUGGACGCCUGCAGGAGGUCCGCACGGGACCAUAGUGGUCAGCGACAGUACGUAUGAUCAGCUGUUCCUAAAUACGAACAAUGGCGAUCCGAGUGCGUGGCAGAACGUUACAAGCGGUCACGGUGUAGGCUACACGAGAUCUCUGAGGGUGAUGCCUGGAAAUGGAGGAAAGACGGUGCUGUUGCUUAAUGGAGGCAUGUAUGGCCAGAACUCUACCAUCUUCACGGCGGGCGACUACGUCGUGCCUGGUGCGGAGGGCAGCGGGCCCGGUGCAGAAGGAUUUCCAGCUUGCAACUUCAACAGCGGAGGGUACGGGCACGGUGGCGGAUGGGGCAACUCAUGGUAG
This is a messenger RNA of Baudoinia panamericana UAMH 10762, 1332 nucleotides long. RefSeq names its product glycoside hydrolase family 93 protein. The transcript has 3 exons. The record is from RefSeq and is a predicted model, not a curated record. NCBI's taxonomy places the organism in Eukaryota, Fungi, Ascomycota, Dothideomycetes, Mycosphaerellales, Teratosphaeriaceae. Bases 1 to 1332 code for a protein of 443 amino acids.